UCCCUCCCUCCUUCAUUCUCUCUCUCUCUCUCUCGCCUCCAAAGCCAGCGCUUUUACGCACAGCCCAGGAAGGCAGCACCAACAAGAGGCAACGCUGGGGAGGGAAGGAGGCAGGGGGCCAAGAUCUGGCCCAUCUUUUGAUUUUUGGAGGGGGGAGUAGGAAAAAUGCAAGCCUCCUUCUCCACCUGCUGGGCAUCCUCCACCUUCCCAAGAGGCUGAUCUUGCCCUUCUCCCUCCAGAUCCCCCCCUCCAAAAAUGAAAACAGUAUAAAUCCUGGCCCCUGCAAUUCUCCUCCUUUGUCUGUGGCUGCUGGACAUCCAGGCAGGUUCUGCAUCAACCCAGAGAUCCAGACUCUAAGGGACCAAGGCUGCGGAAAAAAAACAAGGAUGACACAGCCUCCCAAGCCUUGGCAUCAUAGGCAGGAGGGGGGGGCUGAGCAAGGAAAGAGGUCGCCCUCCCCAAAGCAACCAGGCCAGGCUCUCCUUCACCGCCUGAGGCUGGGUGGCAAGAGCAAGCUGGGAAAAUCCCUGGGAGCAUCUCUUCUUUUUCGCUCUCUCGCUUGGGUACCACCGGCCCUGCUUUGGAACUGGACCUUUGGGAGGCUUCCAAGAGGUCCUGGGCUAGGACACUGCUGCCACUUCUGGACCCCUCUCCAUCCCCAAAGCCCACUCUUGACCUACCAAGAAAGCCCGGCAUCCAUCUUUAGAGGCUUCCUUCCAGGGAGAUGGACCUGCCUUGAAGGAGAUGCCUCCUUUGCUUUGCCGCUUGGGGAUGUGGCAUGAUUCGAACACGCCACUCUGGUGACCAUUGAGGGGUGAUUCAACUUCUUCGGCUUUGCCUCCACCACUCAGCCAGCAGACCUGCCUCCUCAAAGAGGACCACCAGCUUCAUCUCUGGUGUCUCCAUCCACAAUCCGGUGGCCCUGAAAGACAGCGGACAUUCAGACACUCAAACUCUGCUUGCCACUUUGGGCAAGGGUCUGGACUUGGCACUCCUCGAGACCCCAGGGAAAAGAGGUGCGCACCCUGAAGGUGCUCCUGAACGCAUGGAGAGGACACCUUCCUGCUGGUGACCCUGCCUGCCUCUCAUGCCCGGUCUGCAGGAGCUGGCAUUAUGGCCCGGCCUGGCACAGGGACACUGGUCUUGGCGAAUGGACUAGGCUUCCCUCCCAGUAAUGUGGCUCGCGUGGUGGUGUGGGAGUGGCUGAACGAGCAUGGGCGCUGGCGACCCUACACGGCGGCGGUGUGCCACCACAUUGAGAACGUCCUGAAAGAGGAUGCCCGGGGAAGUGUGGUCUUGGGGCAGGUGGAUGCCCAGCUUUCUCCUUACAUCAUCGACCUGCAGUCCAUGCACCAGUUCCGUCAGGACACAGGGACAAUGCGUCCGGUGCGAAGGAACUUUUACGAUCCCUCCUCUGCUCCUGGCAAAGGAAUUGUGUGGGAGUGGGAAAAUGACAACAACUCCUGGACCCCCUACGACAUGGACAUUUGCAUCACCAUCCAAAAUGCUUAUGAGAAGCAGCACCCUUGGCUGGACCUGUCCUCCCUGGGAUUUUGCUACCUGAUUUACUUCAACAGCAUGUCUCAGGUGAACCGCCAAACGCAACGCAAGCGCCGUCUCCGGAGGCGCAUGGACUUGGCCUACCCGCUGACGAUGGGCUCCAUCCCCAAGUCCCAGUCCUGGCCAGUGGGCACCAACUCUGGGCAUCCGUGCUCCUGCCAGCAGUGCCUGCUAGUCAACAGCACCCGAGCCGCCUCCAAUGCUAUCCUGGCCUCCCAGCGGAGGAAAGUGUAUUCCGGCAAUGCCAAUGGAACGCUGGCUGUUCGUCAGAGUAAUACGUUCAAUGGGACUGCCCUGUGGUCUCUGGGCACCAUGCAAGCUGGCGGGACGGCCAAGAUGGAGCAGGUCCGUUCAGCCAAUGGUAUCCAAGUGGCCACCUUUUCGCGAAGUCAGAGCGCGCCCAGCCACACGCAUCUCCCUGGUCAAAACAACCUGAACCAGCCUGGCACGCAGCGUGUGGCCAUCCUGAGUACCAGGGCUUCCAUCCCACCAGGGGUUCCUGCCCUCCCGGUUAAGAACCUGAAUGGCACUGGUCCGGUCCACCCAGCCUUGGCAGGAAUGACUGGCAUCUUGAUGUGUGCGGCGGGUCUGCCGGUCUGUCUCACCCGUGCCCCGAAGCCCAUCUUGCACCCACCACCUGUCAACAAAAGCGACAUGAAACCAGUGCCUGGCAUCACCGGAAUUUGCCGGAAGACCAAAAAGAAACAUUUGAAAAAAAGCAAGAAUCCGGAGGACGUGGUGCGGCGUUAUAUCCAGAAAGUGAAAAAUCCCCCAGAUGAGGACUGCACAAUCUGUAUGGAGAGGUUGGUGUCUUCAUCCGGCUAUGAGGGCAUCCUCCGGCACAAAGGGGCCAAGCCAGAGCUGGUGGGCAAGCUGGGGAAAUGUGGGCACAUGUACCACCUCCUCUGCUUGGUUGCGAUGUACAACAACGGCAACAAGGAUGGCAGCCUGCAAUGCCCCACAUGUAAAGCCAUCUACGGAGAGAAGACUGGAACUCAGCCCCCGGGGAAGAUGGAGUUCCACAUCAUCCCACAUUCACUCCCCGGCUAUGGGGAUUGCAAAACCAUCCGCAUCGUGUACGAUAUUCCCGCAGGGAUCCAGGGUCCAGAGCACCCCAAUCCUGGGAAGAAAUUCACCGCACGAGGCUUUCCACGUCACUGUUACCUUCCGGACAAUGAGAAAGGCAGAAAGAUCCUGAAACUCCUAAUUGUGGCCUGGGAACGGCGGCUCAUCUUUACUAUCGGGACGUCCAACACGACGGGCGAAUCCGACACUGUCGUCUGGAACGAGAUCCACCACAAGACCGAGUUUGGCUCCAACCUCACGGGCCAUGGCUACCCUGACCCAAACUACCUGGACAAUGUUCUGGCGGAACUGAUGGCCCAAGGAGUGUCAGAAGCUCACCUGAAGGACUGAAGAGGGUUUCGCACUCUCCCCCCACCCGCCAUGCCCUUUCCCUUGCCCAUCCUUCGCCGUGUGAUGCGUGGAAGCGUGACCACUGCCUGCAUUUGUCCAUCCGUCUGUCCGUGCAUGUGUUCUCUUUGUCGGUCAGCUCUCCGCCAGGGUUUGGGGUCGAUCCUUUCUCACCGCCCACGUUGCUUCUGCUGCCUUGACUUCGGAUGCUCUCCGCACAGCAAUGUCGCCGAAGCAGCCCUUGGGCAAAUCCUGGACCCAGAUUAUCAGGAUAAUCUCGCGUUUGGAGGAACAGCAGGGAAACCACACCAAACUGCACAAGUGAGCAACUGAUCCAAAUACUCUGCUGCCCUUUUCUUUUUAUAUAUAUUUAUCUGUAGAGAGAGAGAGAGAGAGGUAUAUAUACACACACAGAGAGAGACACAGACACACCUAUCUAUAUAUAUGUAUAUUCUUGGCAGUCUGCAAUAUUUCUCUUUGCCACGACUGUACCUGCGUGCACAUUAAGACAUGCCGUGUUACGUUCCUGCUGUUCCUGUGCUCUCUGCUCCCCUGCCAUUUUUACACCCUUGGGUUGCGCCAUUGCACCAUUUACUUCUCUUUCCAUGUCCAAGCCACUGCUGGACCCCUGGGUCAGGAAAAGAGGUGGAACAGGAGAGAUGGAUGCAUCGUUUUUUCCAUCUUCACAGUUCAUGUAGCCUCAGAAUCAGGCUAGAAUAACUGGAAGGGGGUAAAAAGUAGAGGUAGAACUAGUAUUAGCUAAAUUCUAGAAGAGUAGCUUGAGACAGGAGUGAUACCUGGUGCCGUUGCCGAGGUCCCCCCCCCCCCAAAAAAACCCCAAUGAAAAAGGAGAGGGUCCCUAGGUUUCAGGCUCAUUGACAGCCUGGGUUUUGAUUUUUAAGGCUCUCCAAAUGUCCAGGUCGAAACCAGGAGAUCUGCGCUCCACCUCUAAAGCAGAGACCGGCACUGCAGCAGCUCUUUUCCGGCCUGUUUCUUUCUCCCCUUUCCUCCUGCUGCGCGAUGCACCUGGAGCAAUUAUUCCACUCCACGUCAAAAAUGCCAAAAAUGUGACAACCUCCUGGCAUGCACCAGCCGGUCUCAUCUGGAGUACAGGAGUCAGCAUCGCUUGAUCCAAGGCAGAGUUGCACGUUAUAUUCUCUUUCCACUCCCUCUCGGCGGGGCUUGUCAGUCAGUCGCAAGAGUUUGACCCUGGAAGGUCGGGACUCAUGAAAGGGGGCCUCUAGGAGUGUGCAAAGUGCCUUUCGCUCAUCACUGUUGCAGCCCCAACUUGGCCAUGCUUCCCCCAUCUUAUAUGACAGAGGACACUGGAAGGCUUUCUGGGGUGUAUAGAAUUCUUGAGGUGGAAAGCACCCCAAAGGCCAACCCCUGCCAUGCAGGAACACACAGCUUUUACACUCCUGACAGAUUGCUAUCUUUAAAACAUAUAUUUGCAAGUCAUGGUUGAACCCAUGGAUGCAGAAUCUGUGGAUAUGGAGGGUUUCUUCCGCUCUUCUUUAUCUGCUUGAGGUCUGGUUAACUAUGGGCUUUGGCACACCAGAUCCUGUCUGAUCUUGGAAACUAAGUAGGGUCAGCCCUGGCGAGUACUUGGAUGGGAGACUGCCAGCCAAUACCAGGUGCUGCAAAACCACCCCAGCCACAGAAAACCCUAUGAAAGUUCAUGAGAUCACCAUAAAACAACAGGUGACUUGGAGGCACAUCCAUACACACACAUGUGUGGCUGUCCUUUUUUUAAGGUGCCAAGGAAGGUUAGUAUUCCUUUCCUCCCUGGCACAGACCCCAGCGGCCCUCCUGGCCUGCUGAAAAGCUUCUGCAGUCACACUGCAUAGUAAUUCCAUGCUUCGCAGUGUACCCAGUGUACCCAGGUGCAAAAUGAUGACGACAGCACUGAGAUCUGCCAGGGUUAUCCAGGGGUCUUGAUGCUGUUGUCACCAUUUCACAUCUGGCUACGGAUACACAGCCAGAUGCUUCUCUGAUCCCACCUGAUCGCUGGGAUUGACUUUGCAGGGCUGUUUCAGGGGCUCAUCAAUGUUAAGGGGAGGAUGUAUGGCUCAGCAUGCCAUAGGUCCACAUGCAGAUUUUGGCACUAAGCUGAGGGGAUGUUGGAUUGAGACAAUAGACUGGGAUGGGAGGCACAUCAAGUGCAAAUCCCACUAAAUACGGGUGCUUUGGAUCAUUCCGGGGAAGUCCUCCAAAGCACUUUGAAAGACUUUCCCCACCCUUUACCCAAUUCCCUUCUUGGAAGAAUUUCACCAAAAAAAAGCAGGGCAAUUACAUGAUAAAAAUUUCCUUGGGACGGAAGCACCUACGGACCUUUUCAAAGGCAGUUCUUCUUUGACUCUCACCCUUUGAAUACCACCAAAAAAUAAUGAAAAUGCUUUUGUUGUCUAAGGCUGUGCAUUCCCUAAAGUCACUCAGAGGGCAGCGUUUCAACAGCACCAAGAGAUUGUGGUGUUUGCACCCCUGAGCCUGUUCGCCUCUGUCACAGCAGGAGUGCGACAAGUGUGGCCCUCCAGAUGUUGUCAAGCCGCGACUCCCAGCGUUCCUCACUCCUAGCAGGGUCGACUGGGACUUGCAGCAUCGCCUCUGGCCAAAAGGUGUUUGGGAGGAAGGGCGUUCCCAAAUCAAUCGCAUGGUCAAUCGAUGUCCUUGUCUGGAAAUCCCUAAGGGCUUUGUACUUUCUUUUGUCUCUUUCUCUCUCUUUUUCUUUCUUCUCUGUGUUCAUGCUCAGCAUGUGUUGAUGUCUUUACAAAUUUAUGCAGUAAAUGUGGAAUCCAAA
Molecule: messenger RNA, 5770 nt
Organism: Sceloporus undulatus (fence lizard)
Lineage: Eukaryota; Metazoa; Chordata; Lepidosauria; Squamata; Phrynosomatidae
Gene: DTX1
Product: deltex E3 ubiquitin ligase 1
Exons: 10
Coding region: 1114-2976 (620 amino acids)
Biological process (GO): Notch signaling pathway; protein ubiquitination
Cellular component (GO): nucleoplasm
Molecular function (GO): ubiquitin protein ligase activity; zinc ion binding
Source: RefSeq, a predicted model, not a curated record